UGUCAUUAUUGUCAAUGUCUUGUGUCAAGGUAGGCAACCUCGUGUUGAUUUGAUUGUAUGGAUAUUUUCGCAAUGUUUUUUCUAUAAAGAUUCUGUGAAAUUAAUAAAAAUCGAUUAUUUUUACCAAAUCUGUUAUGGCUACUACACAUCUCAAAAGUUUUAUUGAUAAGUUCGAUGGUUUCACGCAGAAACCUGUCAAUUACCUCGUCAUACAAGAUGGCAUAAAAGACGAUAUUAAAAACUUGGUAAAAAACUUGUACGAUUAUACUAAAUCGGAGGAAAAUAAUAAGAAAAAGAAGAGAGGAAGUGCCUUAACAAAGCUGAUAGUGGAGGGGUUUGAUGAAGAGCAGAUUUGGCAACAACUUGAGCUCCAAAACUCAGGGUGUUGGGACAAACUUGUUUUGGAGGUUGCGAAUUGUGUAUCCUCUAAAAACAACCUAACAUUCCCUGUUAAAGUAAAUAAGCCUAAAAAUCCUGAAGUUGAAAUAGACAGUGAUAAAUCACCCCCAGAGAGUGUGAAAGAUGACUCAGAUCAGGAAAAUAUUGAAGCUGAGAGUGAAAAAACUGAGAAUGAAAGUGAAAAAACAAAGAAAUCUUUUAAAAACGAGUCUAAAAAAGUUAAGGGAUCUAUUGUUGAUGAUAAGUUCUUUAAACUUAAAGACAUGGAGAAGUUCUUGUUAAAUGAAGAAAAGAAAGAAAGCGGCAAGAAAGUUUCAGAGAAAGACAGUGAUGAAGAAUCUAUUGAUUUAUUUGAUGAAGACGAUGAAGAUUCCAAUGAUGAUGAAGGUGGUAAUAACAUGAUGUAUACAGACUUUUUUGAUCAAUUGGAAGGUGAUGAAGGUGCCAUAGAAGACGAGGGAAAUGAAUAUGACGAACAAGUUGAUACAGUAGAAGAAUCAGAGGCUGAACCUGUUAAAUCUAAGCCUGACAAGAAGAAAGUAAAAUUUGCUGGCUUAUCAUCUGACGAUGAUAGCGAUGAAUCUACAGAAGAACCCAAUAAAUUAAAUGGAAAGACGGAGAGUUAUGAAAAGAAAUCAGAAUUUGAACAACGGCAGCAAAGACUGCAGCAGACUAUAGCUAGGUUAGAAGAAAAAUCUCUCAAGGAAGCUCCGUGGCAACUCAAAGGUGAAGUUGAUGCCGCGAAAAGACCACAAAACUCGCUAUUAGAAGAAGUAGUUGACUUUGACAUGACAAGUAGACCUCCCCCAUUAAUAACAGAGCAGACCACUUUAACUUUAGAAGAUAUUAUCAAACAAAGGGUCAAGGAUAAGGCUUGGGAUGAUGUUGAAAAGAAAGAAAAACCUGUUGAUGACCAACUGUCGUUCCGUAAGACCAAAAUUAUUGACCAAUCAAAAAGCAAACUUAGUUUAGCUCAAGUGUACGAGGCUGAGUAUUUGAAACAAAAGCAAGCAUUGUCCGGAGAAGUUGAGGAAGAAAAGGAACCUGAAAGUCACACAGAAAUAAGAGAGUCUAUGAGCAAACUGUUUGCUAAACUUAAUGCAUUAUGUAACUAUCAUUACACACCGAAAGCGCCACAAGCUGAAGUCAAAAUUGUUACCAAUACGCCGGCAAUUUCUAUGGAAGAAGUGGCUCCUGUGGCUACUAGUGACGCUGCAUUAUUAGCACCAGAAGAGGUCAAGAAGAAACAGAAAGGGGAUCUCAUAAGUAAAGAAGAAAGAACACAAACAGAUAAGAAUAGAGAAAGAAGGAAAAAGAAAAAGUUACAGAGACUUAAAGGGAAGGUAAUGAAAGUAACAGAACAUCGUAAUACAAAGAAGGGUGUGGAGAGUAAUGAUAAAUCUUUGAAGACAUCUAAAGCAUUCUUCCAACAGCUUAACGACGAAGCUGGUAGUUUAAUUAAGUCUAAGAAAGCUAAGAAUAAGGGACAAUAAAUGAAUUAAAAUUUUGAAAUGUU
Plodia interpunctella (Indianmeal moth) is the source of this 1915-nucleotide messenger RNA. RefSeq lists its product as uncharacterized. Lineage: Eukaryota; Metazoa; Arthropoda; Insecta; Lepidoptera; Pyralidae. Gene Ontology annotation, cellular component: Mpp10 complex; nucleus; small-subunit processome. Gene Ontology annotation, biological process: rRNA processing. The record is from RefSeq and is a predicted model, not a curated record. Bases 135 to 1892 code for a protein of 585 amino acids. The transcript has a single exon.